GAUUUAUUCCCUAGGUGAUCAGCUGUCCAUUUGUUGUUAGCUAAUUUAGUUUUUAUUUCUAUGUUGUUUCUUUUUACAUAAGCAUGCCAGAAAUAAAGCCUGAUUAUGAGUGGCCGAGGUUGCAUGGUGACAAUGUCAAAAAACCGGGACCUUGGACCUCGGCGAAGGACUUCUGUACAUACAAGACUUCGUAUGAGUUUGCCUUUCCAAAAACGACUCCUCCUCCUUUCUAUGUCGAGCCCACAGAGCCUCCCAAAUGUGACAUUCCGAAAGAAUUGGAGAGGGAUGUGAUGCUCACCAACUACUCGACUACGUACGGUAGGUUCUACGAUUGGAAAUACCAAGUGUUGGAUCCACUCAACCAAAACUACAUGCCUGCUUUCAGAAAAUUCAAUUUUUUGAAUGAAUUCGAUGAAAAGUGCAGGACAAAGAUGCCAAAGCAAAUGACAAGAUUUUCAGAAUACAAACACAAGUAUCAACAGCAUACUGAGCCAAAUUUAAGUGGUGUGAUUCAGGAUCAAAAGAAACAAUUGUACUGCUCGAUAAAAGGUCUGACAAGAGAUGAUGUGGCUAAAAUAGAUGCAUCAGAAUUUGGAUAUGGAAAGUACCUAGAUAUUUAUUUGAGCACAAAUCACUUGGAUUAUGUUCAUCACAAGCCAAAAGUGAUCGAUAAAUUCAAAACAUCUGAGGUAUUUGUCAAACCUGGAUUUCCACCUAAGCCUAAAGAAGUAGAACUCAUUGACAAGGGCGCCCAAAGCUUAUUUAAGACCUUUAAAUAUGAAAAUUCGCUUCAGAAAUCGUGUUCAGAGACGAGAUCUUGCUUCCAAGAUCCGAAGCCAAUGGUCGAACCGAUCAUCGAUUGCUUGAUGCCGACCAUAAGACCGACGAUUGGCGAGAUCAUGGCCACUCCAGGGAUGUACCACACAGAGUACAACCACCUCGGGCACAAUUGGUCAGUCCAAGCUCUCAUCCCAUGAAUUCUAAAAAUACAUAUUAAAUUGUCCACUUGAAA
Cimex lectularius (bed bug) is the source of this 1012-nucleotide messenger RNA. RefSeq lists its product as uncharacterized. The transcript is spliced from 6 exons. Lineage: Eukaryota; Metazoa; Arthropoda; Insecta; Hemiptera; Cimicidae. The record is from RefSeq and is a predicted model, not a curated record. Bases 84 to 977 code for a protein of 297 amino acids.